AUGGAACUCCCCACACUUUUUGUGUUCCCUCCUCCAAUAUCCUGUGGGGAGAGGUUCCCCCCCCAUUUUCCUCCUGUAAUGCUUCUUCCUUCUCCUGUUGUUUCUUCUUCUCUAGACUUAAUUGUUAUUUCUUUUCAUACAUCUCUCUCUCUCUCUCUCCCCUUCUCCAGCACCGUUUUCCCCACCUGGCAUAUCUCUCUCUCUCUCUCUUUCGCCUCCCCUUCCGUUCCAGGCACACGUCUCUCUCUCACACCACCUUCCAAGCUCUCUCUCCUCCCCUUUCCGUUCACUCUCUCUCUCUCUCUCCCUCUCUCUCUCCCCUCCCCUUUCUCAGCACCUCUCUCUCUCCUCCCCUUUCGUUCAGGCACACGUCCCUCUCUCCUCCCCUUCCUUCUCUCUCUCUCUCUCUCUCCUCCCCUUUCCGUUCCAACCCCACUCCCUCUCCCACUUCCUGUCCUCUCUCUCUCUCUCCCCUUUCCGUUCAGGCACGUGUGUCUCUCUCUCUCUCUCCUCCCCUUUCCCGUUCCAGGCACAUCUCUCUCUCUCUCUCUCCCCCUUUCCGUUCUCUCUCUCUCCUCCCCUUUCCGUUCCAGGCACGUCUCUCUCUCUCUCUCUUUCCAGGCCUCCCCUCUUCUCUCUCUCCCCUUUCCGUUCCAGGCACACGUCUCUCUCUCUCUCUCUCUCUCUCCUUUCCGUUCCAGGCACCGUCUCUCUCUCUCUCUCCCCUCCCCCUUCCAGGCACCGUCUCUCUCUCUCUCCUCCUUUCCGUUCCAGGCACGUCUCUCUCUCUCUCCUCUCCUUUCCGUUCCAGGCACCGUCUCUCUCUCUCUCUCUCUCUCCCUCCCCUUUCUCUCUCUCUCCCCUUUCCGUUCCAGGCUCUCUCUCUCUCUCUCCUCCCCUUUUCCGUUCCAGGCACGUCUCUCUCUCUCUCUCCUCCCCUUUUCUUCCAGGCCUCUCUCUUCUCUCUCUCUCCUCCCCUUUCCGUUCCAGGCACACGUCUCUCUCUCUCUCUCUCCUCCCCUUUCCGUUCCAGGCACACGUCUCUCUCUCUCUCUCUCCUCCCCUAACCCCUCUAUCUCUCUCUCUCUCCCCCCUUUCCAUUCCAGGCACACUCUUCUUUCUCAAUUCUCCUUUUCCAACACAUAUUUCCUCUCUCUCUCUCCUCCCCUUUCAGCACUCCUUCCAAUUUAUCCCAAUUUUGUUGUAUUCCACUUCCAUUCCAGGCAUUUCUCUCCUCCCCUUUCCAUUCAGGCACCGUCUCUCUCUCUCUCAAACACAUUUCUUUCUUUUCGCACUCCCUCUCUCUCUCUCUCUCUCUCUCUGUCCUUUCUUUUCCCUCCUCUCUCUCUCUGUCCUUUCUUUUCCCUCCUCUCUCUCUCUGUCCUUUCUUUUCCCCUCCUCUCUCUCUGUCCUUUCUUUUCCCUCCUCUCUCCUGUCCUUUCCCUUUCCUCUCUCUCUCUGUCCUUUCUUUUCCCUCCUCUCUCUCUCUGUCCUUUCUUUUCCUCCUCUCUCUGUCCUUUCUCCUCUGUCCUUUCUUUUCCCUCCUCUCUCUCUCUGUCCUUUCUUUCUCUCUCUCUCUCUCUCUCUGUCCUUUCUUUUCCCUCCUCUCUCUCUCUGUCCUUUCUUUUCCCUCCUCUCUCUCUCUGUCCUUUCUUUUCCCUCCUCUCUCUCUCUGUCCUUUCUUUUCCCUCCUCUCUCUCUGUCCUUUCUUUUCCCUCCUUUCUCUCUGUCCUUUCUUUUCCCUCCUUUCUCUCUGUCCUUUCUUUUCCCUCCUUUCUCUCUGUCCUUUCUUUUCCCUCCUUUCUCUCUGUCCUUUCUUUUCCUCCUUUCUCUCUGUCCUUUGUUUUCCCUCCUUUCUCUCUCCUUUCUUUUCCCUGUCCUUUCUUUUCCCUCCUUUCUCUCUGUCCUUUCUUUUCCCUCCUUUCUCUCUGUCCAUUCUUUUCCCCCCUCUUUCUCUCUGUCCUUUCUUUUCCCCCUUUCUCUCUCUCUGUCCCUCCUUUCUCUCUCUCUGUCCCUUUUCUUCUCUCCUGUCCCUCCUUUCUCUCUCUCUGUCCCUCCUCUCUCUCUCUCUCUCUGUCCCUCCUCUCUCUCUCUGUCCUUCCUCUCUCUCUCUCUCUCUGUCUCUCCUCUCUCUGUCUCUCCUCUCUCUCUCUGUCCAUUCUUCCCCCCCUCUCUCUCUGUCCAUUCUUCCCCCCCCUCUCUGUCCUUUUCCCCCCUCUCUCUGUCCUUUCUUCCCCCCCCUCUCUUUGUCCUCCAAGUCAGAGAGCCCCUGUUACAACUAUAAUGAAUGAGAAAGAAAGGGAUAAAUCUCCACUCCUGUGUGAAUUUUAG
This is a messenger RNA of Acanthosepion pharaonis, 2331 nucleotides long. Lineage: Eukaryota; Metazoa; Mollusca; Cephalopoda; Sepiida; Sepiidae. The record is from the annotation of a GenBank genome assembly.